GUUUGCAGAGCUGCAGCUGAGUCAAGGUGCAGACAGGUUCCUUGAGGACAGUGUGUGAGCUUGUCAGUCCUGCAGACAAAGAUCCAGGUUCUCCGGGUAUCCUGGAACCACUUUAGACUGUUGUGAAUCAAGGCAUCUGGAUUCCAGAGCUUACACGUAAGACCAUGGCUGAGCCCGGCGAUGACUCUCUGAGGAUUGUUCUGGUAGGGAAAACAGGAAGUGGAAAGAGCGCCACAGCGAACACCAUCCUGGGGCAAAAGAUAUUUGCUUCUAGAAUCGCACCCCAUGCUGUCACCCGGACCUGUCAGAAAGAAUCCCGCAGGUGGAAGGAGAGAGACCUUCUGGUUGUUGACACCCCAGGGCUCUUCGACACCAAGGUAAACCUGGAAACCACCUGCAUUGAAAUCAGCCGGUGUGUCCUCCAGUCCUGCCCUGGGCCUCACGCCAUCAUUCUGGUUCUGCAACUGAACCGCUUCACCGUGGAAGAGCAAGAAACCGUGGUCAGGAUCAAGGCGAUCUUUGGGGAGGCAGUCAUGAAGUACAUGAUUGUCUUGUUCACCCGCAAAGACGAUCUGGAGGACCAGAGCCUAAACGAUUUCAUUGCCGACUCAGAUACAAACCUAAAAAGCAUCAUCGAGGAGUGUGACGACCGCUGCCUGGCCAUCGAUAACAGAGCAGAGAGGGCCGAGAGGGAGAUGCAGGUGCGGGAGCUGAUGGGGCUCGUGGAAGCCCUGGUACAGAGCAAUGGCGGGCUCUACUUCUCCGAUCCCAUCUACAAGAAUGCAGAGCAAAGGUUGAAGAAACAAGUAGAGAUCUUGAGGAAAAUUUACACUGAGCAACCGGAGAAGGAGAUUAGAAUAGUGGAGAAGGAGUAUGCUCUCGGGAAACUUAGUACUCAGGAAAGAGAGGAAAAAAUACAGGCCAUUAGGGAAAAUUAUGACCUGAAGAUAAGAAACCUACGUGAGGAAGCAGAGAAGAACAUAUUCGACCAGAUUGUUGAAGGAAUUAAGAAAAUUCUUUUGAGAAUAUGGUGUCUUUUUUCAUAAGCAGUCUGCAUUUUAUUUUCAUUUAUUCUGAGCGUUUUUCCACCUCACUCCCUACCGCUCACCCUGCUGGUCCUUUCCUACAGCCACCGGCAGAUUUAAGAGAUGGCAAAACCAGGACUCCAGUGUACUAGAGUCAGGAGUCAGUGCCAGGCUCGAAGGCUGGACCACAGUUGGCUCUCAGCUCCCUAUGCUAGCUUGUCCUGCCUUUGCCACUCUGAUGGACUGAAACGCCUCUGUAACCAUGAGCCCAAAUAAACACUGCCUCCCUUAA
Apodemus sylvaticus (European woodmouse) is the source of this 1317-nucleotide messenger RNA. RefSeq names its product GTPase IMAP family member 7-like. Lineage: Eukaryota; Metazoa; Chordata; Mammalia; Rodentia; Muridae. The record is from RefSeq and is a predicted model, not a curated record. Bases 165 to 1046 code for a protein of 293 amino acids. Gene Ontology annotation, molecular function: GTP binding. The transcript has 3 exons.